GCUCUGAUGGCAAAAGCAAACCACUGUGCUGAGGGCUGGAAGUUCUACAGUGGGAAGUGUUACUACUUCUCUACUUAUAAGAAGACCUGGACUGCCAGUCGUGAUGCUUGUGUUGCUGAGGGUGCAGAUUUGGUGAUUAUCACCAGUACAGAGGAGCAGAUAUGAUGAACUCCAAGUGAUUUCUUAAAAAGUCAAUGCCUGGGCAUUGAGCACUACUGGAUCGGACUGACUGAUGCUGUAAAGGAGGGAGUCUGGCGCUGGUUAGACGGCACAAACUCAGUGAGACGCCGUGGUACUGGACUGGUAAUGAGCCUGACAACUGGAAAGGGUAUCUUAACAUGUAUCCUGAAGGAGAAGACUGUGCUGUAAUGCAGCUUGGAUCUAACACAUCGGUUACAACAUGCUUUCUGUGAUAUAUUUGCAUAUGUUGCUAGCUACGUCUGUGAGGCAAAAGCAGGAAUGUAAAUUUAAUGAGGGGCAAAAAUGGGAAGUGUCAAGAACUGAAAAUUCAUAACAAAUCAAACUCUCCCCUUUUGUUAUGGCCCAAAAUCUCAAGAGAAUGCUUUCAACACCUUGUAAAAUCCAUUCCAGAACGAACUAAGGAUGUUCUGACAACAAAUGGGCAUCCUACCUAGUAUUAGGUAUUCGUAAUACACUUCCUAAAUAAGUGUAUGUAUAACCCUGUGUUUUUUUAUUAUUUAUUUUUAAACAUCAAUAUAAUGCAUAAGCCUUCCAAUGAACCAGGAUGUUUCAGACAGCUCCUUCAUUAGCUGUGCAAAGUGCUCCUACAGAACACUGGAGUUACUCUUUGGGAUCUUUCUUUCUGUGCCUAUUACUUUAUGGAGGGAUUAAGGUUUAUGUGUGGGGCUCGACCACUGGUUGUUUCAUUAUUUAGCAUGAGUUCUGGUGUUGCACAGUUUAUUCAGGCCUCGUCUGAGGAUGUGCUAUAUAGAUUUUCUAAAGAGCAGAUUUUGGAAUGGUGUUAAUAAUUUACACUAUUUGGUUGGUUUACACCAUGUGGAAAUUAUUCAUUGUUACUAUGUCUAUUUAGUUUACAGUUUAAUGUUAUUUGCAUUUAGUGUAGCAUCUGCCAAAAUAAAAGAAUAUAAACUGCGUAGACUACUUCAAGCACUUUUUAGAUGGUCACUUGAUCGCGGAAAUGCCGCUGUUGUUUCCGUUUCCUGUAGCGUUCUCGUUUGUGAAGUUUGCCCUAAGACUGGGAUUGUAGUUUGUUCAACAUAAUGUACUGUGUGUAUUACAGAGUAGGACAUGUUUCUGGGUUGGGCUAUAUAAGGUAUCUGAUCAGUUUGGUUGUUUAGGUGAGUGAAGGUUGCUUUACCAGUUAAUGUCCGGAAAUGUGUGGGGUGUGUUUUUUUUUUGUUUUGUUUGUUUUUUAACUGUUGGUAUAAUGUAAGAAUGUAACGUCAAAGAUUUGAAUGAUAAUAUAUGACAUGGCAAGUACACAGCAGUCGGCAGUGGAUUAUAUCAGAAACGGCAGAGUCGUUCUCAUAAACGGACUUCGGAAUUUGAUCUUAAUACUGCAAACAUUGAAACAGCGCACACUUUUAUCAGACUCUGAGAAAGACUUCAUUUUGGACGAGGACGUUACCAGGCUUGAUCAGAUCGGACGGUUGUUGGAUUUAGUGACUAGCAAAGGCGAAGAUGCCUGUUACGAGCUACUGCGAAUUUUGGACGACACGAGGUUCCAAACCUUUCCUAUGCCGGGUGUACAACAGCCGGAUCUCCAUCACUGGAUCAGCUGCUUUCCUUUCACAAAUGACCCAAAUGUCCAAAGUGACGACAAUGCAGGCUCAGGGCCAUGUUCAAAAUAUCAGAAACAACUUAAAAUGAAAGCAGCGCAAAUUCUUCAUGAAAAGUGGAAGCAAAGCAUGAAUGUUCUUAAACACAAGGCGAAAGAGAAAAGUUUCAAGUAUAUACCACUAGUUUUGGACACAGAUGUGAGUGUGAUACCUCACACUAAAAUCAAGGCUUACAAGAAAACCAGGACUAAAAAGCUGAAGACAUACAUCCCUACAGACAAGAGAAGACUCUCACCUUAUGAUUUACUUUUAAGCAAUGAGAAGAAAAUUCUCCUUAUUGGAAAGCCAGGCAUUGGAAAAACAACAGUUGUUCAGGAGAUACUGAGGCUUUGGGCAAAUGGAGAAGACAGUCAAGUGAGCUAUAUGUUUUAUUUUGAUGAACCAUUUAUUCGGUUUUUAUCACAGUCUGCCUGCAGUGAAUCUUUAAGCUGCCUCCUUUUUAACAAGUAUCUUAAACCCAGUGAGGGUAGUCAUAUAGUAUGGAAAGAUCUAGAAGAAAAUUCUGAAAAUGUUGUAAUAAUUUUUGAUGGCAUCAUGGACUUUGUUGCUGGGUCUGUAAUUGAGAAAAUCAUGGAGAAAGAAAUCUUAAAUGAUGCAAAGAUUUUGAUCACUUGCAGACCAGAAGCAGAUAGUGCAGGUGAUCUGUCAGACUGGACCUCUUUCAAAGUUGAGGUUCAAGGCUUCAGUGAAAACUCUAUUAAGGCCUACUUUCAGUGGAUGCUUGGGACAAAUGAUGAACAGAUGACCAGUGUCAGUGCAGCUAACAAUCUGCAGCUGUUCAGUCUGUGUCAUGUCCCUAUGUAUGCUUUCAUUAUAUCUGCCUGCAUUUUAUUCAGCCCAUCAGAAGCAGAUAAUCGGCCCUGUACAAUCACUGAAAUGUAUGUGCGAAUCUUUCUCCAUUGCAUUGCCCUGCAUAUGGAUAGAAACAUGGACAAUCUGGAUCAAUACAUACAAGAGAGAAAGGAAAAUAUAAUGUUUUUAGCAUCACAGUCCUAUCAGGCACUUCUCUUCAAAACAGUCAACUUGGCAGAAAUUAGUAAAACAGACAUAGUGCAGCAUGAUUUUUUGACACAAGUGACACUGGAAGGGGAAGGGACAUCAACAUCCUCCCAGACAGCUUUUGUGUUUCUACACAACACGAUGCAAGAAUUUUGGGCAGCGCUCUUCCUGCUCAUGACUCCGCAUAAGAUUGGGCAUUUGCUCCAGCAAAGUCAGACAGAAGAAGGGAAAUACCUCAAGUAUGUCGUCAUCUUCCUUUGUGGACUCUUGUCUGAGAAAACUGCAGCCUUUUUGAAAAGCCUGGUCACAAUCGACGAGAUAAAGGCCAUCUCUACCAAAUACUUUGAUGAUAUCAUGAAUGCAUUCCUCUAUUCAAUAGAAGAUGAUGAUGAUGAUGAUGAUGAUGAUGAUACAUAUGUAGAGGCUGAAAAUGUCCUCUAUGUAUGUCAGUGCCUUUAUGAAUAUCGGAAACCUGAGGCAUGUUUGCGCUUCCUGCAAAAAGUGGAAAAUAUGCUAGAUCUGAAUGACCAACCUCUGGAUCCACAUCAGUGCUGUGCUGUGUCCUAUGUAGUAAGCCAAUCCAGUAGCCAGACAGUCCAACUUAAUUUGAUGAACUGCAGCAUCUUAAAUUCUGGGAUAAAGCUGAUCCUCAGUUCUUUGACAAAUCUGAAGAGUCUCAGGUUGUCUUCCUCUUCAAUGCAAUGCCAGAUAUGGAUGAUGGCACUUCAAGAAUCAAAGACAGAUUUUGAGAGCUUGCUGAGAUUAUUUGGCUUUGAAAUGCAUCUUUCAGCACAAAACCAAAGUGACAGUAAUACAUUUCACAAUGCUUGCAUUGUGUUGAAUGGGAAGAGACAAAACAAAGUCAAAUUAUGCCUGCAUUUGAAUACACAGAAAAAGAUAGCAAACUCCCUGCUAAAAAACAUUUUUGGAAGUUUGCACAACAUUGCAGACAUCAGGAUCAUUUCUCCUGAUUAUCCAAGAAGAACUUCUGAUACAUGGAAUUCUGAAGUUGAUUCCUUUCAUCUAGAUCUCUUCUUGCAAGGAGCUCUACAUGAUAAGGAAACAGGGCAAAUGUGUGUGCGACAUCUGCUGUCAGUGAACAGGCAUUUAUGCUCGCGUUCUCCUCCUGACCAAAGCAAUUUUAUAUGUACACUUUACCUUCAUGCCAAACAGAUGGGAGUUUUGGCAGAGUUGCAGCCAGUGUUCCAAGCAUGGCCUUCUUAUUGGGUUCUGGACCUCUCAAAAAGGAAUACUUCAUACCUUGUAGAAUUACUAAAAUUGCAAAAAGUAAAAAAAAUCGUUGAACUUUGGCUGUCAAAAGAAGAGUGUGAAAUAAGGGUUUUUCUCCAGUGUCUACCUUAUGUAUCUCAACUGAGGUUCAAUGACUAUAUUCACAUUCAGGAAGAUGAUACAAAGGCAGCAGUGAAGCUCCUUGUAGAUCUUUUCAUUUGUGCAUCAGAAAGUGGAGAUGAUCAAACCCUGAAAAUGCUGUCUGCAGUUUGCUCCUACUCAAGCUUCCCAUUCACUGCUAACAUGGAAGAAAUCCAGAGUGUCUUCUUGUGGGAUUUGUUCUCCUACAUAAGGGACUAUGAAUCUAAGAAUGAAGGGAAAAGUGUCCUUCCUACACUUCUUCCAGUAUUUCAGUCAGUUCCUGCUGUGUGGAUAGUGGAUCUUUCAAAAGAAACUCCUGUUAUUCUCCAUGUAUUAAAACAUCAGGUGGUGAAGAAACCUAUUGAACUCAGUCAUUGGUCAGAUGAGGCUGAUAAAGUAGAUGCCCUCCUUCAGUGCUUGCCCCAUGUGUCACAGCUCAGCCUCAGGUACUCUGCCAAUGAUCACAGUUUUGCCAGAGGUGAAGCUGUUCGUUUCAUUAUGAGACUUUUCCUUUAUGCGUCAGAGAGUGGAGAUCAUGGGACCCUGAAAAUGCUCUCUUCAGUUUGUUCCUACUCGACCUUCCCCUUUGCUGUUGACAUGGGGGAGAUUCAGAGUGUUUUCUUGUUGGACUUGUAUUCUUGUGUGAUGGAGUAUGAGUCUCAAACAGAAAAAAGUGUCCUACCAGCAUUGCUGCCCAUUUAUCAGACUGCUCCUGCUGUGUGGGUACUAGACCUCUCAAAAGGAGUGACGUCUUUGCUGCAUCAGACCAUGCAGCUCCAAAAAGUAAAGAAACCAAUAGACCUCUUGGUUUCUUCAGACCGAAGAGACCUCGUUGAUUUUCUGCAGUGUCUGCCAUGUGUGGCCCAACUCAGAUUAGAACAACUGUUGGAUGGAAAAGAUUCUGACACAGAAGUUGCUGUUGAUGUCAUUUUGGAACUGUUCCUUUGUGCAUUGGAGAAAGGAGAGGCCACGUUAAGAAUGCUCGCUUCAGUUUGCUGCUACUCAACCUUUCCCUUUGCUGAUGAUGCAGGGGAGAUUCAGAGUGUCUUCUUGUUGGACUUACACUCCAAAAUGAGAGAGAUUGAUUCUCAAACAGGAAAAAGUGUCCUGCCUGCAUUGCUGCCCAUUUAUCAGACUGCUCCUGCUGUGUGGGUACUAGACCUCUCAAAAGGAGUGACGUCUUUGCUGCAUCAGACCAUGCAGCUCCAAGCAGUGAAGAGACCAGUGGAGCUAAGAGGCUGGUCUCAUAACAAGAUGUCCUUGAAGUUCUUUCUUCAGUGUCUACCUUUUGUGUCACAACUCAGAUUUAAUGACUUGAGCCUCGUCUUGAAAAAUGACAUAAACGGAGCAGUGAAAAUCCUAGUGGAACUUUUGAUUUUGGCAUCAGAAGGUGGAGAUGAAAUCCUGAAAAUGUUUUUGGGGGUGUGCUCAUACUCGACCUUCCCCUUUGCUGAUGAUACUGGGGAGAUUCAGAGUGUUUUCUUGUUGGACUUGUAUUCUUGUGUGAUGGAGUAUGAGUCUCAAACAGGAAAAAGUGUCCUACCUGCAUUGCUGCCCAUUUAUCAGACUGCUCCUGCUGUGUGGGUACUAGACCUCUCAAAAGGAGUGACGUCUUUGCUGCAUCAGACCAUGCAACUCCAAGCAGUGAAGAGACCAGUGGAGCUAAGAGGCUGGUCAGCUGAUGAGAGUGAGUUGAGGAACAUUCUGGAAUGUGCGCCUCAUGUGUUGCAGCUCAAUUGCAGUGAGCAUUUUUUUCAGACUUUAUGUGAGGUCCUUUCUGCUAGCCAGGACUGGAACCCUGAGAAGGUUGCAGGGCUUCUAAAAACACUGAACUUCUCUGUAACAUUAAUGGAAAUGUUACCCAAGCGCAUUUGCCAGGCAGUGGGUUUGGUGCUCGGCUGGACAAGUCUAGAAAAAAGCCUCUCUGUCACUCUAAUUCCACAAAGUGUCUCAUGCCAAGGAAUCUGUGUUCUAUUUUCAAAGUUGACCAGGCUUCAGAAAUUAAGGAUGAAUGAAUAUGCAGCACUGAAGGUUUCAAAGAUGGUAAGUCUGAGGAGUCAAAGAUCAGUUACUAUUGAAGAGCUUUCCCUGGUGUCCAACAAUCCAUAUCCAAGUGGAAGGAGGAUGUGUAAGAUGAUCCACAGUUUGGCGUCAAUCUUGAGAAUUUGGACUGUAAGAUGCUUGGAUCUUACUGAAAGCCAUCUGGAAGGUCAUUUCCUUAUCUUGCUGUUGUGUUUGGAUAGACCCUUCUCUAUCAGAAUGUCUGAUGAAAAUGUGCACCAGCUAGCUGAGAUUGUUUAUGAAGCCCAGGAUGACAUCCUUACUCAGUCCUUUUUAGAAAAGGUUAGUGGAGACCUGAGCUCUUCCAGCUUCCCAUGGAACAUACUACACUAUCUGCUUCAGAAGUCCAAAAUACCUUUGACAGUGGACCCUCAGAAGAAUAGAUUUGCCACUAUAAACAUUCAGCAUCUUCUCCCAUUGCUGCACAGGAUUCAUUUCAAUGGAACCGACUCCCAGUUUGUGAGGAAUGCUCUAAAGGAGAUAUUUGCAAGUCGUGCUGGCCACCUGGUGACAAGUUUAGUGAGAACAUCAGACAACUGGAUUAAUCUAAAUAAGCAAGAAUUGGACAGUCAUGACUGUACAGCUCUGCGCUUUGCCCUCCAUUACAGUGAUGAUGUCAGGCUUAACCUCUCAGAAACAGCUAUUCCAAAGGAAGAAACUGAAAGUAUCCUUAUACUUAUGCACAGAGUGUCUAACCUCAGAGUCGACAGGCAUUUGCUGGUGGACCUUCUUCAUGCCUGUUUUGUUUCACGGGAGCAGAGGAGGGUUACCACGAGUCUCAUGAUGGCAAUACAAAACAAACUGGAUUUCUCCUACCCCUCCACAGUCAGUCAGCUUGAAGAAAGCAACAGGGAACCAAUGGUUCUCAGUGUUACAGACUGCAAGUCGAUCUCAUCUGCCAUUCAGUUAUCAGCCUGUGCAGACUUGAUUAUGUUUGAUUGUCAGGCUGAUGACUGUGCACUGGAACAACUGUUUCCUGCUCUAAGUCACAUGCGUCUCAGACUUGGCAAGCCUCAGCUUCUUCAGCUCAUUUUGCUGAUUCAGUGUGUUGGGGAAAGAGAUUCUUGGAACAGAGCCAAAGCUCUCUCCAUAGCCCUUGGAAAAGAAGUAGACCUCAGUCACACCCCUCUGGACUAUCUUUCCUGUAAAUCACUGGGGUUGGUCCUGGAGAAUUCUGAGGAUCUUACUCAUCUCAACCUCAGCCACUGCCAACUCACUGAUGACUGUCUCGACUUGUUGCUCCCACAUCUUCACAAAGUGCAGCUCCUUGAUCUAAGCAACAAUAACAUUACUGAUUAUGGAGCACUGAGCCUACAGAAAAUUCUAACUAAGACACAGACUAUACACAUUUUCAAUAACUUGAAUACAGACAUGAGGCUUUUCAUUAAGAACCUGCACUAUCAAGAAACACAACAUAACUCACCCACAUAUGUGCAGUCAGAGAAAGAAGAUUUUUCAAAGUGUCCAUUUACAAAUGAUUCUGAGUCUGUAUUUGUGAUGAAAGCACUAUCUGAGAUCUUCACUAAGAGAAUAACUACAGUAGCCAAGUUUGACCCUGAGAUAUAUGUUCAUGAUGACCACAUAGUCUACAGAUUUGAGUGUGAAAUGGGUGGUGAGUUCCAAUGCAGAGCAACUGAGCUGAUAUUUGGCAUGAAGGGAAGAGGAUGUGUUGAGUACAGAGUGGUCAACUGGGACAUGCAUUAUUUUUCCAAACACAUCUAUAAACCGGAUGGACCACUUUAUGACAUACAAACUCUUGUAGGAGAAAUGUACCUACUUCACCUCCCACACUGUGAAACAGAAGCUGAUGGUUUGGAAGACGUUUUUGUGGCUCAUAUACAUGAAGGCAGCAUGCAGAUCCUGACCCCAGUGAAGAUGACAUGCACUCAUGUGACUGUACGCAUUAGUGGUCUCUCUUCUUAUGGGAAAGUUCGCAGAAAAGGAUCUAUGACUCGUUAUGUCCGAGGCCAAGUUCUGCUUUUCCUUGAUCAGAUCAGUAAAAAUGAACAGAGAAUCUGGGUGUUUCUGCUGUCCAAACAUGUUUCACCUAUUGAGGUAAAGAAACAGCAAAAGGAGUAUACACCCAUCAACACAACUUCUUACUGCAUUCUAAGACAAAAGGGGAAGUAUUGCUUGACUUCUAAUCUCCAAAAUUGCAAGGUUCAGCCCAAGACAUACACUUUCCAUGAUGCUGGUGAUGCAGACUACCACCACUCAGCAUUCGAGAUGUUCAUUGGCAGUGAAGUGUCUGAACUCCAAAUGAAGGUUCAAGAGAAAGGGAACAAGUUAAGAGCCAGAUGGACUCGCCGAGUGAUUCUCAAUAAUUAUGCAAACAAAAUCAAAACCGAAGAGGGAGCAAAUACGAAAGAAAAUGUUCUCCUAACAGAAAAAACAUGGAAGUUAUCUUUGUGUAAUUUGUUGGAGGAGCUCUCUGAAGACAAUGUGAAGAAGCUGAGGCAUUUAAUGAGGAAUACUACAGACCCUGAUUCCAUACCAACAGGUAAACUCGAAAAAAAGGAUACGCAGGACCUUGUAGAUCUUAUAGUACAGACCUGGGGUUUCAAAAGGUCUGUCUAUCUCACCAAAAAGUUUAUGAACAAGUUGCCACGCAAUGAUUAUGCUGUGACAUCCAUACUGAACCCUUAUUUGAGACAGUUUGGGAUGUUACUUUUUGAUGAGUAACAUGAGUUACUUGAUUAAAAUGGAUGUUUUCAGAAUUUGAAUUUCAGGAGAAAUCCAUGUCUCAGGUAUACAUCUAAUGUAAACUACUGUAAUUAAAAAUAUUUAUUUUGUAUGUAGAAUGUACAUUUAUAUCUGGAAUAUGUCAUCUAUUACUAUCUAUCUGUUAUAGGUUAUUGUUAUACUUGAACCACAUUCGGUGGCCUUUUAUGUGUAUACAUGUUAUAUUGCCAUAUUGCACAAGCUCUAUUGCUGAUCACAUGGCUUAAAACAAAUUGACAACUUUCUGUAAAUAUACAAUGUAUAACCUUAACUUUUUCAUACUAUAAAAGCUUGCAAUUAUUUUAUCAUUGCUGUUUUACUGAAUUAUUUUGGUUGUAAUCAUAAAACUGACAGUAAAUAAACUCAAUUGUAUGUCUA
Electrophorus electricus (electric eel) is the source of this 9350-nucleotide messenger RNA. RefSeq lists its product as uncharacterized. The record is from RefSeq and is a predicted model, not a curated record. Gene Ontology annotation, biological process: regulation of apoptotic process. NCBI's taxonomy places the organism in Eukaryota, Metazoa, Chordata, Actinopteri, Gymnotiformes, Gymnotidae. Gene Ontology annotation, molecular function: protein binding.